Molecule: messenger RNA, 1391 nt
Organism: Mytilus trossulus (common blue mussel)
Lineage: Eukaryota; Metazoa; Mollusca; Bivalvia; Mytilida; Mytilidae
Exons: 3
Coding region: 141-518 (125 amino acids)
Source: RefSeq, a predicted model, not a curated record
CAAUGAAUGAUAUAGUAUGUUAAGGUCACUUGAGAUUUAUACGAAUAUAUCAUAUACGAUCAGCUGUUCGUGCUGUGUUACAUUUCAUCAAAACUGUGUUACUGUAUGGUUGCCAAACUGUAUUUCAAUAAAAACAUACGAUGGAUGUGUAUAGAAACAUAUUAUGUUUGUAUUUGUUGGUUGUCAUUACUCAAACUGUGGUGAAAGCAAGGUCCAUUAUUUCGAACCGAGACUUGGAAAAGCUAGAGACAGCAUUGGAAACAGAAAUAGAUGAUGCCUUUGAAGUUUUACGGGAAAUAAAACAUAUCAGAAAUAAAGUGAAGCGUAGCAGGCGCCAUUCAGAAAACAACGGCAAUUCUAAUGUCAGAACCAGACGGAACUAUGUAAAUAGAAAAACUCUUCUAGUCCUAAGAUGUCAACACUUAAAGGCGAAUGGACACUGGCCGUCAUAUUGUGAGCGUAUUCUUGGAAAUUCCGCUGGCGACAACACAGAUAUAAUUGAUUCUCCCGAUACAUAAUCCAAUGGAUCGAUACAUGAACCGAUGGAUCGAUACAUAUACCGAUGGAUCAUCCGUCAUUUUUUUUUAUGGUAUUGGUUAAAAGACAAUAAGACAGUACAAACGGGACUUUAUGAUAUUGUGUUCAUACUGUGUAUGUGUAUGACUUGUGGCCUUGGAUAACUGUAUUUAUCAGAAUGAAAGAUGUGUAUUCUUUGUCAAGUAUAACAUUUGAUGGUAUGAUGUAACUGUAUGAGAGUGUUAAUUCAAAAAAUAUCUUAUGAAUGGAAUAUCUUUGUGGUUCUAUCACAAGGUUACGCUUGGUCAUGUUUAACAUUCGUAAUUCCGGAAUCUCGUAAAUAUUCAUAGAAUCUACUGUUAAAGAAAAUUUAAAGUUAUCCUUUUGUCUUUUUUUUCAAAAUACAAAUUUCAUAAUCCAACAAAAAAAUGGAAACUUCACUUGCUUAAAUAAAGGUGAACUAUAUUUCUUACUUAAUUACAUAAAAAAAUAACGAUUUUUUUUUACCAUACAAUGAUUCUAUUGGGGGUAUAUUUCAGCAUGAGAGUUUAUUAGCAUCUAAAUGAUUUAGAUUGUUCAAAGUCUGAAUGCAUGACAGCUGAAUAUUUAAUGAAUAUGUAUGUGUGUAUUAUCACUUCAUGUUAAAGCAUGUGUCUUAUAAUCGCUUAAAUUUAUUUAUUUAACCAUCUAUGCUGAAAACAUUUUUUUAGCGAAGCAACUUCUCAUAAGAAACCCACAACUUCGUCCUUUGUUGCUUUAAAAUGUUUCAAUUGAAUUGUAUCUGUUGUGAAAAUCUUUUCCUAAAUCAAGAAUUAUCUCCAUCUUUAAAUAUAUGAACGUUCUUUCCAAAGUUCUGAACUGGGGUCUACAGUUGA